Cinara cedri is the source of this 501-nucleotide messenger RNA. Lineage: Eukaryota; Metazoa; Arthropoda; Insecta; Hemiptera; Aphididae. The record is from the annotation of a GenBank genome assembly.
AUGUUUGCUGAUGACACGGUAAUAAUGAAAACAAAUGAAGACCAGCAGACUGCGACUGAGUGGCUUCAAAGGUCCAUCAACAACGUUUCUAACUGAAUGAAACGUUGAAAGAUUAAAAUUAACAGUGAAAAAUCGGUGCACGUAAAUCACACCUUGCGUAAAACCGUCUAUAAACCGGUAUUAUUAGAUCAACAGACCAUUAAACAUGAACCUAAACGUUCCGAACUAGACCUCACAAGCAAACGCCUCUUGUACGCAAUGAUAAUUAAACCAAUAUGGACUUAUGGAAUUCAACUGUGGGGUUGUGUCAACAAGUCCAAUAUUGAAAUUAUACAACGUUGCCAGAACAUCGCUCUCCAUACUAUUAUCGCAGCUUACCGGUAUGACAAAAAUUGCAUUCACCGAGAUAAGAUGAUCACCUUCGUCCAGGACGAGAUUUCCAAAUUUGCCCUCAAACAUGAGAAAAAACUGGAUCAGCACACAAAUCCAGCAGCAAUUUAA